AUGGCGACCGCGGUGCGCUUGGAGCUGGGCCGCUUGGUUCAGGAGGCCGCGGCCCUUGCGGGGGUGGUCCGCGGGUCUCUCGGCCCCCACGGAGGACAGGUUCUGCUCACCCGCCCCACGGGAGAGGUCCUGCUUUCCCGAGACGGACGGCGUGUGCUGGAGGCCCUGAAUGUGGACUCGCCGACGGCCAGAAUUAUGAUAGCAUGUAUUUCUACACACUGCAAUUUAUUUGGAGAUGGCGCUAAAACAUUUAUCAUUCUGCUCUCUGAUUUACUACGACAAUUUGAAAAACUUAAUAAAAGAGAUCAAGGAAAAGACUGCAGUUUGAAACACAUUUCUCAGUUUCUUGUGAAGAUUCAAACAAACAUCCUGGACCAUAUAAUGACAUGGGACCUUAAGAAACAUUUUCAGUCAAUCUUUUCUGCUUCUGAUUCAGAUGUAAGACGAAAUAUGGAGUUAAUGUUAGAACCUUAUUUUUGUGGGAAAGUAGGAACUAAUAGACAAAAGCUCCUAACUCAUUUGGCAUGUGAUUUCUACUUCAAAGUUACAGCUGGUAAAAAGCAGAAUGAGGCAUUAUACUUGGUGAAUGAACGUUUUGCAGAACUGCAUACCACUGUGACAGGCCUUCCUUUUUCAGAUUCCAGGAUCCUAGAUGGCUUACUGCUUCACAGAGACUUUGCAGUAUACUGUCCUGCAGAUGGUGACAAAAGAAUUAUAAUAAUAACAGAACCUAUUCAUUCCUCUGUAUCUGAGUUGGGUAUAGAAGUUGUCAUAACUGCGGAAGGUCAAUUCAAGGCAUCAGAAACCUGGAUUACAAAAAGAACCGAAGCUCUUCUACAGCACUUGCAAGACAAUGACAUCAAAGUAAUACUGUCAGGUGUAAAACAGCAUGCUAUUGUUCAUCGCUGUGCAAAAAAUAAUGGCAUAUCUAUUGUAGAUUGCGUGUUGAUGGAGGAAAUCUCUCUUAUUUGCAAGAUUACUGGAAUUUCACCUUUCAAACCAUCUUUGGAUGACAUUAAGAGUGAAAUCACUCAAACAGCUGUAGCAAAAUUUUGCCAGCCCUUCCACCUUGGGACCAAAAGAUUUGUUCACAUUGGCUUUGGGAAAACCUCUACCAUCCAGCUUCAUUGUGUGAUUCUCUGUGGACCAGUACAUGGAGUUACGGAGCAACACGCGUCUGCUUUUCGUGAAGCAUUCAAAAUGCUACAACAAAUGUUUACAGCAAUUCAUCUGUCUCAGCACUGUGACUCAGAACUGGAAAAUCACUGUCUUUUGAAUGGUCGAAAUAAAACUCAGGAACGUUUAUCUCCCCAUCAGCCGUUAUUCCAGGAACGCAAUGAUUGGAGAGAACUUCAAACCAAUACCAAGCACCUUACAGCUUGUGGGCUUAAAAUGGAGAAACGCUCUGCAUCUUUUUCUGUGGGAGAUGAAAAGUUACUCCAUUCAUCGUCCAGUUAUAAUUCUUCGAGCAUAGUCACGCCUUCUGUUGAUGUGAUGCAUGGUACUAAGCGCUCAUUAUUCCAGAAAAAGGAUGAUGAGUUAAUUGGCUGUCGAGCGACUUCUUUAAAACAGACGUUUCAAAAAGAAAGGUUGCAAAUGACUGAGACCGAACCUCUUGAAGAUAAUCAGCCUGCUUAUAAUACAGUUGAUAAAAAUGUACAGCUGCAAGCUGGUACAGUCAGUUGUGCCAGGCUUCUUAAAUAUGAUGGGAACGAUAAAAGGGGUAAUCAGAAUGAUUCUGACUCUUACAUAGAACCGGGAGCAGUUUUGCCAGUAGGAGGGCUCUUUGAAAUUCUGUUGCAUUACUAUCUAUCUAACUACGCAAAACAAUGCCGGUCAUCAAUUACAUCCAUCAUUUGUUCUGUAAUUGCUGAUGUAUUGCUAAGUAUUCCAAAAACACUCUGCCUGACACAAAAAAGGAAUGCCUUUCCUCAGCUCUGUCUUCAAGUUACCAGUGCCCUCAAAAGCAAUCAGCAGCUUCUGCCAGAUCAAAAGCUUCUAGAAUCAGUUUCUUGUAAGUACCACUUAGUAGCUUCUGUGCUUCAGUGUGCAGCACAGUUGCUUAGUGUUGAUCUAAUUAUUAGCAUUAAAAGGCUACCACAGAAGGCUGAAGAGAGCGACUCAGAAGUCGAUGGGUAAAAGCAGAUUCCUCGUAUCCUGGAGGGAAUCUCAUUCGUCUUGUCUGAUUACUUUUCUU
Messenger RNA from Protobothrops mucrosquamatus (brown spotted pit viper), 2197 nucleotides. It is a transcript of the gene BBS10, whose product is annotated as Bardet-Biedl syndrome 10. Bases 1 to 2139 code for a protein of 712 amino acids. Gene Ontology annotation, molecular function: ATP-dependent protein folding chaperone; ATP binding. The record is from RefSeq and is a predicted model, not a curated record. Lineage: Eukaryota; Metazoa; Chordata; Lepidosauria; Squamata; Viperidae. Gene Ontology annotation, biological process: chaperone-mediated protein complex assembly. The transcript is spliced from 2 exons.